GAAAAUUGAAGGUUUUUUUACUUAGUUUUCCGGUGAGCACCAAAUGACUCUAUUUCAAACCAUCUCAUUCAUCGUCUUUUUAUUCUCUCUUCAGCCAUCAGCAAGCGUUGAAAUUUGCCGUGUUUCAUGUGGGAAUCAAUUGGUUCGUUUCCCUUUCCGUCUCAGCAGCCAACCCGAUCGUUGUGGCUAUCCCCCGUUCAAUCUCUCAUGCAAGGACCAAGCCCAAACUGUCCUUUCGCUUCCAUUUUCCGGUGAAUUCAAUGUCGUACACAUUGACUAUUUGUUCCAAAAUAUAUGGCUCAACGACCCUGAUCAUUGCACCCCCAAACGUCUCCUUCAUGGACUUAACCUAUCCAGUACUCCUUUUGAUUCGCUAUAUCCUCGAAGCUUCACGUUUUUCAAUUGUUCCGCCGCUGCAUCAACACAGCUUCAUCAAGCAAAGUAUAUCUCUUGUCUCAGCGGUACAAACUUUUCUGUCGUGGCUCUACCGGCGGACCGACUCGAUUCGUCGGCAUCAUUGUCAACGUCGUGUUUAGAGAUAGCGACGGUUUUGGUUCCGUUUUCCUGGACGGGUUGGUCGAAUCUUGGGAAUGGUAUUAUGUUGACAUGGAAUGAACCGAAUUGCCUGAGGUGCGAAAAUGGAGCAGGGAACUGCAUGUUCAAGAGUGAGACGGGCCUGGAUGUUGGAUACUCCGGUGGUUUUACCAAUGGUCUUUCAAGACAUGCUAAAUACGGUAUAAUGUUUGGUGCUGGAAUACCGGUGUUGUUCAUCGUCGGCUUAGUAAUUUACCUCCGCAACAAGGUUGAAGAAGACUACAACAAUCGGCAUCCAAAUCAGCCAGAACUGUUGUCGACCACCCCAAGAUUAGAUGCUUCCGUCAAAGGUCUCGAUGGACAAACCAUCGAGGCGUAUCCAGUAACAUUGCUGAGUGAAAGCCGGCGAUUACCGAGGCCUAAUGAUAAUACUUGCCCAAUAUGCCUUAGUGAAUACCAAGCUAAAGAGAUGUUAAGGACUAUUCCAGAUUGCGAGCAUUAUUUUCAUGCCGUUUGUAUCGAUGAGUGGCUGAAAUUGAAUGCUGCAUGCCCCUUGUGCCGUAAUACCCCGCAAACAUUAGCUCCUAUUGUUUCAUCUUCAUCAUAACAGAUGAUUAAUUUACUUAUUUGUCUUUGUGUAUAAUUUCUGUAUGGGAUCAAUGUAAAAGAAAUAAAGUGAAAAUUACCAAA
Molecule: messenger RNA, 1224 nt
Organism: Gossypium raimondii (Peruvian cotton)
Lineage: Eukaryota; Viridiplantae; Streptophyta; Magnoliopsida; Malvales; Malvaceae
Product: RING-H2 finger protein ATL22
Exons: 2
Coding region: 44-1141 (365 amino acids)
Molecular function (GO): polysaccharide binding
Source: RefSeq, a predicted model, not a curated record